GCAAAAUGGCUUCACCCGAAACUUUUGUAUUUUAGUGUAAAACGAUUUAUUUUGUUUGAAUAAUUUAAAGGAAACUACUGAAAAUGGAAGAAAGUGAAGUGUUGCAACUGUUAGUAGUAAUAAUGGACGUGUGUAAUGUGUUUCUAACCUUAAAAUUAAUUAAUCUGUAUUAACUGAAGCCUUAAUUAAAAUCGAUAAUGGACUCUUAAAAUUUUAAUACAAGAUUGAAAAAUGAGGCACCUAGAGAAAAUUCAGCCUGACUCAACAGCAGCGAAUUUAGACGAGAACAAAACAGACCUAUUUGAAACAUUUGCUCCAGAAAUUAAAGAAGAAAUACCAAGUUUCAUGUUGGACGAGAACUUUAUGAAAACCGAGUUCAGUAGUGACGAGGAGAGCAUAAUGGGAGCUAAUUUAACUAUAGACAUAAAAAAUGAUAGUGAUGGUAGUGAGGAGUUAGAUAGUCCUUCUAAAUUCGAAGUUAAGAAAAAUAAACGUAAAGCGUCUGCACCACAGAGAGCUGUACAACUUGAGUUGAGUCAAAGCAGUUCAGUGGGAAACAGUUCCGAGUCUUCUCAGGAUCAUAUAGAUAAUCUCAAGUUUAGUAAUAAUCAAAAUUUGGACGAUAUUUUGGCUAUAGAAAGUGAGACGGGGCUUGAUUUUGCCGAAGGGGAUGAAAUUGAUGACGAUCUGUUGCAUGAUAUCAAUGAUGUUGAUAUUUUCAAGGAUCUUCAAGAAGAAGCUGAUGGUGAGACAAUUGAUGACGAAAUUAUUGACAAUGUAAAAGAAGAAUGGAGGGCGCACUGGGGUGUAAAAUGCAACAUGUGUGAACAGGUUUUCCCGUAUAAGACUGAAUUUGACAAACAUUAUGUGUCUACUUAUAACCUCAGUCCAGUAUACACUUGCACGUUCUGCAAUAAGUCUGCCGAGAAGUAUUCCACGUUUCGUUCACACUGUUACCGGCAUAUAACGGAAGGACGCUACAAAUGUCAGGAGUGCCCCAAGGGCUUCAGCCUGCAGAGCAUGCUGCAAGUGCACGUUCUCGCCAAACACACAAAGGCCAAACCGUUCAUGUGCGAGGAAUGUGGCAAGAGCUUCGUGACGAAGCCCGGGCUGAAGAUCCACCUCAAGAAGCACAAGACUGAAACUAAGGAGGAUUAUCCUUGCGUGGAGUGCGGAAAAGUUUUACACACGCGUGGCGGCCUGACGUCCCACAUGAACGUUCACAGACUGGGCAGGAGAUUCAUGUGCGACGUUUGCGGGAAAACCUUCACGCAGAAAGUCAACAUGCAGCAGCACGUCAAGCAGCACACCGGCGACAAGCCCCACAGCUGCGCCAAGUGCGGUAAAACGUUCGCUGAGAAGUCUCACCUGGCGAGACACUACAGCUUCCACAGCGAGGAGCGUCCCUACAAAUGUGAAGUGUGCCAAAAGAUGUAUAAGACUGAGCGCUGUUUGAAGGUCCACAGUUUAGUCCACGCGGCAGCUAGGCCCUUCGUGUGCGGUUAUUGCAGCAAGGGGUUCCUCAGCAGUACGAAAUUAAAGCAACAUUACAACAUCCACACGGGCGAGAGGCCGUACAAAUGCAAAUACUGCGAGCGUACGUUCACGAACUACCCCAACUGGCUGAAACACACCCGGAGGAGGCACAAAGUGGACCACAAAACGGGGGCCGAGCUGGAGCCUAAGGUUCCCAAGGAAGAGGCGCCCCCCACGCCGGCGCCCGUAGUGGAAUCGGUUCUGGUACCCGAGGCGUCCGUUAUGGAACCCUUGCCGUUGCUCAGCGACGUGUCCCUCAGUAAGGCCGAGGAGUUGCUGUUACAGCAGAGCUUGCUGAAUUUCCCGUUGUUGGACGACAAGAUUAUUUUCAACCAGCAGAUGGACUUUUUGACCGGGACCGCCAAUAAUUCCGUUGGCCUUCUGGUCCCUUAUUUCCAAUCGACGUUGCCGAACCACCAGACAAUAAUCCAACACACCACGCAAACAGCUCUGCCCAUUCAGUUCGGCGAUCUGCUGCACGUGAAUUACGCACAACAGACAUUGCCGUGCGACUGAAUAGCCAGUGCCACGGAAACAGGUUUAGGUUAAGAGUAAACGGUACCAGUGAUUGUAAGUUUGUGGUGCUCGUAGGACGGAAAUAUUUCUGAUAUUUCGUUGAGUGUUUCGGUGGUCGAUGGUUUUUAUUACCGCUCUUUGUACCGUCUGUUACUUGCCGCUUAUUUUUAUCGGUUCUUUUCCUCUCGUCCACUUUCAUUCCUUUCGACGAUCCUUUCCCGUUGUCCUGAAUCGAUGCCUUUCCGUUGACUUGAGUGAUCCUUUUUUGUUGUCCUAAUAUUUGAUCCUUUUAUUUUUUUGUGAGUGUUUAAAAUUUCUUGUGUCCUCGUAAAAUUUUUGUACUAAAAGUGAUUUGUUAAUGUUAACACUCAUUUCAGGUUGGAUAUUUAGGGUUUUAACUGGAUUUAUGAUGUAGAACUCAAACAUUGGUAAUUUUAUCAAAAAUCACCUAUAUAAAAACGUUGCAAAAUAAUUAAGAUAGCAAAUCUAUUCACUGUCAAAGUUCUUCUAAGUUACUUCAUAAUGAUAAACUACAUUUUUUAAACAAUCCCCUUAUUACGACGCCAUUAAGUUGUGUUAACAAAAAUUUGUGGUGUAAACGAUAUGCUGUGGUUGAAUUUUGUCAGCAUUCUCUGUAAAUUUAAAGCGUCAACAAGUUGAUCGUUUUCGUGAACAUGUGCCAUUGUUUAGAAAAUGCACAGACUGGGACACUUCAACAAAGAAAAAUGUUAUUUAUAGCAGACGCUGCUCACGAUAAAGUUAAUUGAAACUGCUCAAAUCAGUCAUGCCAGGGUUAUGAAUACAGGGUAUCCCGAAAUUCAUGCAACAAAAUUUGGUCAAAGAUUCUCCGAGACAAAUUUAGGAGACCCAUAUUUUUU
This is a messenger RNA of Anoplophora glabripennis (Asian longhorned beetle), 2930 nucleotides long. Its product is annotated as zinc finger protein 540. Bases 232 to 2052 code for a protein of 606 amino acids. The record is from RefSeq and is a predicted model, not a curated record. The transcript is spliced from 8 exons. Gene Ontology annotation, molecular function: DNA-binding transcription activator activity, RNA polymerase II-specific; RNA polymerase II cis-regulatory region sequence-specific DNA binding. Gene Ontology annotation, cellular component: nucleus. NCBI's taxonomy places the organism in Eukaryota, Metazoa, Arthropoda, Insecta, Coleoptera, Cerambycidae. Gene Ontology annotation, biological process: regulation of transcription by RNA polymerase II.